Messenger RNA from Scylla paramamosain (green mud crab), 2160 nucleotides. RefSeq names its product putative inorganic phosphate cotransporter. Gene Ontology annotation, cellular component: membrane. Bases 168 to 1751 code for a protein of 527 amino acids. NCBI's taxonomy places the organism in Eukaryota, Metazoa, Arthropoda, Malacostraca, Decapoda, Portunidae. Gene Ontology annotation, molecular function: transmembrane transporter activity. The record is from RefSeq and is a predicted model, not a curated record. Gene Ontology annotation, biological process: monoatomic anion transport; transmembrane transport. The transcript has 11 exons.
AUUGCUAACAUUGGAUCUAUUAAAUCUGGCUCGUUGGCUCGUUGUCAGAAAACAAAACCUUCAAGCAAAACGAAAAGUACAAUGAUAGGUGACGUACGGAUAGCGGGGAUCUAGAGCAGUGCUUCGGUCUGAAUUAUAGUGUACAUCGUGUGGAAUAUGUUCAGUAAAUGCUUGGUCUCAUGGACAUGAAGGACGAGGAGCAGCCACCGAUCCAGGCUGCAGUGAGAGUGAGGCAGUCCAGUCUAUCAGUGGCCGUGGUAGACAGUGACAAGGCAGUGGCAGAGGCGUCCUCGGGGCCUGUGCCUAACCUUCACUAUGACCGUCCUCGCGCUUGGUGGGGCUGCAGGCACACGCUGGCCUUCCUUGGCUUUCUGGGCUUCUCGACUGUUUACGCUAUGAGGGUCAACCUCUCUGUAGCCAUAGUCGCCAUGGUAAAGUCAACGUCGGGCAGUGAUGAUGACAAGCCCAGUUUCGCCAAUGAUUCCUGUCCCGUGCCUCCAGGUUGGGGAGACUCUAGUAACAGCAACGGAAAGGAUGGUGAAUUUGACUGGAGCGAGACCACACAAGGCCUGAUAUUGGGUUCCUUUUUCUACGGCUACCUUUUCACCAACUUUCCCGGUGGGCGCGCCGCUGAGUACUUCGGCGGUAAGCGAGUACUCGGUCUUGGAGUCCUGCUGACCGCGAUCUUCACCGUCGUGUCUCCCGUGUGUGCCAAAGUGUCCACGGGCCUCUUCGUCGCCGUGAGGAUAAUUGAAGGGCUGUGUGAGGGCGUCACCUUUCCUGCCAUGAAUAAUCUCCUUGCCACAUGGAUCCCGCCAAUGGAACGAGCUAAAUUUUCUUCACUAGUGUUUGCAGGAUCCCAAUUCGGCACUGUGGUGACUUUACCGGUGAGUGGGUGGCUCUGCGACAGUGGUUUCCUAGGGGGCUGGCCCUCCGUUUUCUAUGUGUUCGGAGGACUAGGACUGCUCUGGAGCAUAGCUUGGUUCCUCCUCGUGUUUGACCAGCCAGACACUCAUCCUAGAAUCUCUCAAGAGGAAAAGAAAUAUAUUCAAAGCUACUGUACAGCAAAGAAAAGCCAGCCAGUGUCGAUUCCAUGGAUGUCUUUAGUAACGUCUUUGCCGAUGUGGUGCUUGACACUGGUGCACUUCGGACAGAACUGGGGGUUCUACACCCUCCUUACUGAACUGCCUACCUACCUGAACAACAUUCAGCAUUUCGAUAUGAAGAGUAAUGGCCUUGUGUCCGCAUUGCCUUACUUGAUAAUGUGGAUAUUCAGCCUUGUCUACAGUAACAUAAUGGACAAGCUUCUUCUUGAAAAACUGGUGUCGCUGUCCACAGUUCGCAAGUUGUCUAUGGUCAUAGGUAUAUAUGGACCCAUGGCAGGCCUGGUCGCCAUGUGCUUUGUGGAUUGUGAUAAGACUUUAGCCAUCGUGGUGCUGUGUAUAGCCGUGGGUCUCAAUGGUGCCAUCUAUAGUGGAUACAUGUGCUCACACCAGGACCUCUCUCCCAAUCUGGCUGGUACCCUCAUGGGCAUCACCAACACUGUGGCAGCCAUACCUGGCUUCGUGACCCCCGUCGUGACAGGCGCCCUUACAGAAGAGCAAACGCUGAGUUCCUGGCGGGCGGUGUUCCUCAUCUCAGCAGGUGUUUACUUAGUGACCAACAUUGGCUACCUCUUAUUUGUGCCCGUCACCGUCCAGCCGUGGAAUGACCAGAGCUCUUCACCGGAGGGUGAACAGAAGAGGUAUUAGCAUUCUCCUUCGUCAUCUCUGCUGGUCAAGAAACCCUACGUAUAGUCGUGGUCAGAAGUCGAGUAACCUGCUACACUUACUUUCACUUUUGCCUUUGUUUCAUAUCUUCAGUCUUGUAAUUUGCCGACAAUUUCCUUACAGAAUUUGAGAGAUGGAUUUUUACCAGAUCAGAGAAAUUAUGAUUCAGGAAAACUCUAAAUACAGUGGAGGCGAGUGCGUAUGUAGCUCGACUUCUGUGACUAUACGUACAAUGUCUCAUGAGCCAGUGAGCAAAUAGGAAGGUCACGACUGCAACUGCAAGGAAGGAGACGCAUAAUGGCUAAGUUACUCAUUCGAGUUGGAUGCAAGGCUCCAGCAUCCGACAUCCUUACUUUAACUUACGUUUAAAGGAAUAUAUAUAUAUAUAUAU